Molecule: messenger RNA, 1239 nt
Organism: Nicotiana tabacum (common tobacco)
Lineage: Eukaryota; Viridiplantae; Streptophyta; Magnoliopsida; Solanales; Solanaceae
Source: RefSeq, a predicted model, not a curated record
AUGGACAUCGCAUACCAGCGGGUGGUGGGGAUCACCAGGAGAUUGGAGGCUGCAGCUUGUCAGGGUAGGGGCUAUUUGGGUCUCCCUGUUCAUUCAGCACUUCCAGCCACCAGUGGUGCUCUGGCCACUCUUACGCCCCAGGCUCCUUAUUAUGCACCUCCAUUGUAUAGUGCACCUCUUGCAUGGGGUGCUUUCAGUGUAUGUGAAGUCAAAUAUGAAGUAGGAGUUGACAUAUUCUGGCGUGAACUUCAUCCUAAUGGAAUCAAUUGGAAAGGUGUCCCAAAAGAGAUAAAAGAAUUUUACUUUGGAGAAUUCAAGAAGGCAUUCUAUUGGGAUUCUUUGAUUGAUAGAGAAGUGAAGCGCAUAUGGGGAAGUAAGGCAGCGAGAAGGUACUGUGAUUUUAUAUGCAAAAUAAAAAAAGAUAAGAAUAUAGUUCAACCAGAUUUUGUUCCAAAAGAUGUGUGGAACAAUUGGAUGGAACAAUGGAAGGAUCCUAAGUGUGUCAAAAAAUUAGAAAUAAAUACAAAAAAUCGUUGUGGCGGUGGGACUGUCGUCGCCAUUGGAACUCACACGGGCGGCUCUAUCACCAUUGGGGAACAUCGCAAGAGACUUGCUAUUGAAAAGGGUCGAGAUCCAACACCAAGUGAGCUACACUUGCACGUCCAUACACAUGGUCAUGAUGAAAAAUCUUUUGUUAGUGAGCGAUCACGACUUGUACAUGAAAAAUAUCAGCAAAUAUUACAGCAACAAACACAAACUCAAUCUGAUAUUGAUCAAUCUUUAGCAUUUUAUCAAGCCGCGGGAGGGGAAAAGAAGAGAAGAAUAUAUGGUCUUGGAUCUCAAGAAAAAUAUUUCUAUGGGCUAAAUCUUCGUGCCUAUUCUGGAUCUGAUGCUUCUUCAUCAGCAGCGCCUGUACUGACUAAUCACAUGUUUCCUGUGUUGGCUGAGCGAGUAAGAGGAUUGAUAGAUUCACCAUCACAUGUGCAAGAUAAUCAUACCGAUCACCCAUCAGCUAUGGCACCUCCAGUUCCUCCUCCUAAUACUAAUAUUAACGAGGUUCAUGCAUCGCUUUCUGAUGAUGACCUUCACUCUCUAGUCUCUCAGUAGUUAACUAUUUUUAUUUGAACUUUAUUUUGGUAUUGUAGAUGUUUUGGUAUUAACGGGGUUCAUGCAUCGCUUUCUGAUGAUGACCUUCACUCUCUAGUCUCUCAGUAAUUAACUAUUUUUGUUCGAACUUUA